Molecule: messenger RNA, 621 nt
Organism: Bipolaris zeicola 26-R-13
Lineage: Eukaryota; Fungi; Ascomycota; Dothideomycetes; Pleosporales; Pleosporaceae
Exons: 3
Coding region: 1-621 (206 amino acids)
Cellular component (GO): mitochondrion
Molecular function (GO): structural constituent of ribosome
Source: RefSeq, a predicted model, not a curated record
AUGGUACACAUAUUAAGUCGCAUGCGCAAGUUGCGCGAGUUGCUAUGGAUAAGGUGCGGGCCUGGCGCUCUUAUAUUACCGAAGGAGGUAUCCAAGAUUAGCAUGGAGUUCAACACGAAGAUUUAUGGAGGCCACCGAGGGGCAAGGAAAUUCUGGCGUGAGAUGCUACCGCGAAUAAAAUACCGAAACCCAUCCGUCCCAAUUCAAAUUUCACGGCACAACGACGCAGACGGACCAGCGCUCCUCCACAUCUACACGGCUUCGAAGACCCAACCCGCAGCCGGUACUACCAACGCACCUGUAGCACAGCAAUCAGACUCUACACCGCCAUCUGGUACACCGAAUGCACGCAAUACUCUCGUUCCUGAUACGUCGAAGCCUACAUAUACGAUCAACAUAAGGGACCAGAUGGAGAGUGAGAUCUUAGAGGCGCUGGUUGCGCAGACUGGUGCGCAGGAGAUUAAGCCGACAGAGCAGGAAUUGGCAGAGAUGCGGGAGAUUGCCGAGUUCAAGGAGAGGAGUGAAGCAGACAGGAUACAGGUCAGGGAGAGGUUAUUGAAGGAGCGCAGAGAGGCUGAGCUGCUCAAGUUGGCGAGGGGAGAGGUACCGGCAACAAACUAG